Molecule: messenger RNA, 2133 nt
Organism: Erigeron canadensis
Lineage: Eukaryota; Viridiplantae; Streptophyta; Magnoliopsida; Asterales; Asteraceae
Product: protein LONG AFTER FAR-RED 3
Exons: 15
Coding region: 146-1858 (570 amino acids)
Molecular function (GO): hydrolase activity, acting on carbon-nitrogen (but not peptide) bonds
Source: RefSeq, a predicted model, not a curated record
UAUUAACCACCGAAGGUUUUGGAUGGAAGCAAUAAUUUACUAACAAGGAAACUUUACAACGGAAACAGCCCCUUAUCUUUGGGAGAGAGAAAUGAAGAUUCUUUGAGUUAAAAAAAGAUUCCGUUGAAGCGAAGAAGAAGAAGAAAUGAGCGGCGGGUGGUCUGCACUUUUGGUCCUUGGUUUCUCCAUUAUACUCUCACUUGACAUCCACCACAAUUCAGAUGAAUGGAGGCAUCGGCGGCAGAUUAGUGCUGAAUUGAUGAUCAGAAAUGGAAGCAUAUAUACCAGCGAUUCAUCACUUCCGUUUGCUGAUUCCAUGGCUAUCCUUCACUCCCGAGUUCUCCGCAUUGGCACCUAUUCCUUUGUCAAGCAAGUUUCUGGAGAUGGGACCAAAGAGUUAAAUCUUGAGGGAAAAAUUGUUGUGCCAGGAUUUAUCGACUCUCAUGUCCACUUGAUUCCUGGAGGACUCCAGAUGGCACGAGUAAAAGUGCGAGGCGUGAACUCAAAACAUGACUUCAUAUUAAAGGUCAAAGAAGCAGUUGAAAACAUGAAAGAAGGUUCAUGGUUGUUGGGUGGCGGAUGGAAUAAUGAUUUUUGGGGAGGAGAGUUGCCAUCAGCCUCUUGGAUUGAUGAUAUUACUCCUCAUCAUCCUGUAUGGCUUACAAGGAUGGAUGGUCACAUGGGUUUUGCUAACUCCCUGGCUAUGAAAAUAGCUGGUGUUACUAGUAGUAUGGAAGAUCCAGAUGGUGGAACCAUUAGCAGAAAUGCAGAUGGAGAACCUACAGGCUUGAUGAUUGAUUCUGCAAUGAAGGUUAUUGAUUCCUGCAUUCCAGAAGUUUCAGUAGAAGAAAGAAGGCAAGCUUUACACCGAGCUAGUAAGUAUGCGUUGAUGAAUGGUGUCACAACAGUUGUUGAUAUGGGAAGAUAUUUUCCUGGAGUACCGAUAGAAAGUUCAUGGGAAGAUUUUUCAGAUGUUUACAAAUGGGCUGAUUUAUCGGGAAAAAUGAUGAUCAGGGUUUGCCUUUUCUUUCCACUGCCAACAUGGUCACAUGUGCUUGAUACAGUAAAAUCCGCAGGCCGUAAGCUGAGCCAGUGGAUAUACAUAGGCGGUGUUAAGGCUUUUGCUGAUGGAUCCUUGGGGUCAAACAGUGCGCUUUUUCACGAGCCGUAUGCUGAUGAGCCUUUGAAUAAUGGCCUCCAAGUUACAGAUGUAGAAAGUUUAUAUAACAUGACUGUUAAAUCUGAUGAAUCUGGCCUUCAGGUUGCUAUUCAUGCUAUUGGAGACAAAGCCAAUGACUUGGUCUUGGAUAUGUACAAAUCAGUUGCUACAACGAAUGGGAAACGGGAUCGGAGAUUUCGGAUUGAACACGCUCAACAUUUGGCUCCUGGAAGUGCAACCAAGUUUGGUGAACAGGGAAUUGUUGCUUCAGUGCAGCCAGAUCAUCUGCUGGAUGAUGCUGACUCUGCAGUUAAAAAGAUUGGGAUCGAGCGGGCGCAGAAAGGAUCUUAUUUAUUUCAAUCACUUCAUGCUAGCAAUGCACUUGUAGCAUUUGGUUCUGAUUGGCCUGUAGCAGAUAUCAAUCCUUUGAAUAGCAUAAAGACUGCAAUUAGGAGAAUACCUCCUGGUUGGGAUAAAGCUUGGAACUCAGCAGAGUGCAUGAAGCUGGAUGAUGCAUUAAACGCGUACACUAUUUCUGCAGCUCGUGCAUGCUUCCUUGACGAGGAUAUAGGAUCAUUAUCUGCUGGCAAGAUUGCUGACUUUGUAAUACUGACCGGUCAUACCUGGGACGAUUUCAUAACUCAAGAAACCAUUUCAGUUGCUGCAACAUAUGUUGGUGGCGUGCAGGCUUAUCCUUGAGAUUUAUGAGGCGAGAAGAAUUACUGUGAAAAGUGAACGACUGCGAAAGGUCUCGUUAGAAGGUAGAACUCGUCUCUACAUUUUUGUGAUUAUAGUUGUUGGUUAGAGAUUCUAAUUGUUAGUGUGAAAGGUUUCAUGAUCUACCUAAGGUUGGAGUGUUGGACCUUCAUAAAGGAUCACUCGAAAUCGUUUUGGUUUUACUCGCAUGAGUAUAGUACAUAUUGAAACAACUCAAAUUUGAUAUCAUUGUUUAAUGGUGGUUUUUGAGGGCUGUA